AUCGCAUACGGCGGGAAGUACUCGUGUAGUAGACAUGUCAAACAUACGAGAUUCGGGUGUGGAUUUGGGCUCAGGCCCGAUUGCGGAUAAAAUUUUCAUCGCGGAUAAAAUUCUGAAGCGAAGGACGCGGAAGGGUCGUUCGGAAUACCUAGUCAAAUGGCAAGGGUGGUCAUCAAGGCACAACACUUGGGAGCCUGAGAAGAAUAUUCUGGACCCUUCGUUGAUUGGUGACUUCGAAAACAGCCGGAAGGCCCGAUUGGAACAAAGAAAAAGGGCAGCGGAGCGGGCAAGGGACAAAAGGAAGCAGGUAAGGCAUGACGCAGCCCCCACUGCCGACAGCCCACCACCGCGCCCUAAGACAGAGCAAGAGUACAUGCAGAACAAAUGGACCCGUAUCGGACAGAGGCGUCACCCCUACUGGGACCUGCUUAGUACGGUUGACUUUGGCACGGACAACCCGAAGCUGGAUGAUGGGAGCGAAACGGAGAUGGAGACGACUAUGGACAACCGUACACCAGCGAGAGACAAUGACGCCCAGCUUGCGAGUGUUGUGCGGAGUGCGAUGGCCGAUUUUGCCCUGGACUAUACUUGUAGCUCUCCGGAGCAGCAGUCAUACGGUUAUACUAUGGAGGGGCGGGAGACUCCGUCACAUGACUGUGGCGAGACCUCACAUGACAUCAAAAAGGAUAACAGUCCGGAAGACAGGGAAACGUGCAAGGAUUAUGAACGCACAAAGACUAAGAGAGAAUCAGUGGAUUCAAAUUACCAUUCCUACGAAGAGAGUGUCUCGGAUGAGAAUCAAAAUUGUGAGGAUUGUGAUAAUAAGCAUGUGAAUGAUUAUGAGAAGGCACCGUAUGGGGAUCAACGCGUUCCUGUAAGCAAAGACAAUGGGGUGGACCAGGACUUCGAGAGCAGUGUCAGUGAUGACUCCUUCGACUUGAUUGACAAUCGGUACGGUGAUUGCUUUGGCCGGAGUAGUAAAUAUUCUAUUACGCCUUUUCAGCCGCUUGCUCGUGGUGAAGUCCUCGUCACCGAUGUCACCUUGAAUAACAUAACAGUUACCGUUUUUGAGAGUCCGACGGGGAAAGGGUUCUUUAAAGAAAGGGCAACGGAGCAAUAGACAUAACUGUUGUUGAUAAUGGUCGUGAUAUGCAUUGAUUGACAAAUCUGGACUGGGGACCAAAUAUGCUGUAUAUGUAAUCAAUCAUGCUAUUGACCGAAAUUACUGUAAGAAAAAAAAAAUUAAAAGUUACCUGACCUGUGGGGCAUAAUACGGUGGACUUCUGUUAUAUCACGCGAGAGUGACAAAACUCACUUUGAUAAGAAUCGAGAUCUAGGAAUAACGUGUUGUGUUUUGUUAUCUCUGUAUUGAAUGUGCGUAGAUCAGUCUCGAUUCAGGCUUCCAGUAACAUCACAAGCAAAAGUUAUUAUUGAUUUGCCUCUGUGUAUUAGUACCAUAUCUAAAUAGUCGAAUCAGGAGAUAUCUGUGGCAUGGUAAUUAGAGUACUGGGCUUAUAAUCAGGAGGUUCGACUCUCAAAAGAAUCACAGCUCUUUCGACUUUGUGUCCUUGGCCAUGGCACUCAACCCUACUUGCUGUUUCUACCCAGGAAUAAGUAUCUGUGGCUGCAGAGAUGACAAAACAUCAGUGUCAGUCCUGGGUGCUAACUGCAGCUCGGACCUGUUAUAGUACAAGAGAGUAGAGUUUGAGUCAAGAGUGAACUGGCCAAUAGCUUGGGGUAAUAAUAUGUAGCGCUUUGAACGACGGUUGGGUUUAGCGCUAUAUACGUCUCAUCAUUAAUCACUGUGUCGUAUGCCAUUUUGAACGUAUGAUUAAUGAAUUAAACAUAACGCCAUCAAUGAUACUCCUACAAAAUCGUGGGGGUCAAAGUGGAUUGCCUCGACGAUUGCCCCAGCUGAUCAUUCCCCCUCGUAGGAGUCCAACGGUUCUGUUUUAUAGUGAUAUGCUUGAGAAGGACGAAUUCAAAGCUGAAUAUUUUUAACGCAACCUUUUUCAAUUGAUGGAAGGAACUCGUCAAUGAUUGGGUGGGGCAAAAAUUUCUGUAAAAAGAUAUUGACAAAACGACUUGCGUACCCAUAGCUCAUAACUGCUUGCUUGCUAUAACAUUGUGUGGGUGCAUCUCAUAAUAUAGUCAGCUUCCUAUGCAAUAUUCUGUUUUUUAUGUAGGGAGGCCUACGUAAUAUUUAAAUCUGUGUGAAUAUCCACUUCAAUUUUUUGUCUAGCUGAUAUAAUAGCCACGGCGAACAACUACGUGCUUUAGUGCACUAAACACCAUGAUUUCACCUUGGAGAUUAUUGCAACUAAGGACUACGGUAAGAUGCCCACGGCACUACAACUUUCCCCAAAAAGAGUUCAGCAUAUGGUUAAGACAAUGAGGUUUGUGGAGGAGGGGCGCUUAAAAGCUGGUUUAGUAAAUCAUUUCAAUACUCAUCAUCGUCCAUCUUCAGGCUUAUUGCAGCAGACAUUUGCAUUUAUAUUACACACGCCACAACUAUAUUGGUAAAGUAAUGGAAGUUGCUUUUUCUAGUGACAGCUAAUAUGCCAGAAUAUGCAUACACCUUGAAUUGUAUCCCAGGACCUUGCUGUGCAGUGGCCAUGAAGAAUACCACUGUGUAUUUUUGAGCUAUCUCUAACAUAAUUAUUUGUAAUUCAUUAGAUGCAAGAAUUGUGGCACGUGCGCAUUUUAAAGAUACACUAAUGGGGCAUUAUGAAUAUAUUUUACAGAAACUUUGAGGGUACAAUACUUCCGUUUAAAAUUUACUUCAAUUGCUUGAGGUUUGAUCUGGUCUGAACGUUGCAAUUCGGGUCACAUAUACCCCUGUAGUCGUUGUUAUAUAGUGAUAUGAUACCCAAACUUUUAUACAAAUGGAUCAUUUUCUUGAACAAAUAUAACGGAAGUACUGUGUCUUUAAGAAGUUUGCAUUUUUAGAAAGUUAUUUUAUUUAGAUGUAGGUAUAUAUUGCAUAUUAAGGCAUUAUCAAUUAUUCAAACCAGGGCUUUCACUCCAAAAUCUAAAGGAUAUUCUAAAACAAAAAAACUAGAAAUGUUCCUCAAUAACCUGUACCUCGUGUUGUGAAGUCUUGGAGACUACCAGAUGAUACGUGACAUAACCAUGUAAUCUAAUUCUAAUUAAUCGUUAAUCUGAUACCAAGUUGUGUUACAUGUAGUUGCUUCAUGUAAUUGUGAAAUAUUACAUGAUUGUAUGUUAUGAUGUUAGCAAAUGCCAGGAAGCCGAAGGUGCUAGUGUCAUGCCUAACAAACCAGCCUGGUGGUCUGUGAAGAAGAAUACGCAUGGAAACGAAUUUCGCUCGAGUUUGUGAGGGAAAAGGGGAAAAAAUUGAAAAUGAUAUGUGAUGACGUCUAACAUGUCUAAUGAAAGUGAUAAAACUGUGUAGUAUCCGAAGCUGAUGAUGACUGUCUUGGUGUGCAGAAUGGUAUCAGCCAUGUGGUUUUGUUGAGGUAAGUUCACACUAAAGACACAACAUAAGAAAACUUUUAACUGUUAAUAGGCAUGUUCCUUUACCCCGGAACUUUUAGUGUUUUCCAAAUGGCAGUCCCAUAUCUUGUUUGUUCUUGUAGUCAUUACCAGAUGUUAUUAAAAAGUGCAUUUUCAUAAUGUUUUUAUCAGUUAGACAAUGUUCUUCUUUCAUCGUUGCGUUAUGAGAAGGAAAAUGUUUGCAAGUUCUUGAUGUUAUUUUUUCUCGUGUAUAUUACUACCAUCAUCAUCAAGAACUUGCUACCAUCAUGGGCUUUGUCAAUUAUAAAAAUACACCAUCAAGAACCUAUUACUAUCAUCGACUUGGUCGACUAGCACUAUAUAUGGUGAGCUUCUAUCAUUUCCUAUCGUGGGCUUUGUUUGCAUUACACUACCAUGGACUUUAUUUGUUCACUGAAUGACAUAGUUCUAAAGAGCUCAUGUUACAGACUUUGUUAGUUAUUUAACACCACCUAAGACUAAGUUUUACUUAUUUCUAUCAUGAACCUGUUUAAUAAUUGCCACCACAAAUCAAUAAGUUAUAAUAUUGUCGUUGACUUUGUUAAUUGCAAAACACCAUCAUCAAGAGCUAUGUGUAAUUAUAUUAAUGUUAAGACCAUAGUCUACGAUCUAGUUGUAGUUAAAACAAUCGUGUCUUACUUGUAUGUAUAUGUUACAUCAUGUUGUGAACGUACACGCUGCGAUCAUCAGCCAUCAAUCAUAGCCAUCUCAAAGAUCUAUUAGAUUUAUAUGAACGUUAUUUCAUAUUUUUCUCAGCACACAUCACAAUAUGAAAUAGAUAUUGUUUAUAACGAUAAGGUACAAGUAAAACCAAAUCUCGUGAUACAUUUGAUCAUAAUGUCAAACUCGAUGAAGUUGCAUAUUCGAGUGAACAUUGUUGUAUUGCUAUUUGUCGGGAAUCGACGUAACCUUUUAGUUGUCGAUAUGGAUUUAACUACAUGUAGUAUACUUUAUUACCUUUCGCCGUCGUGAAACGGUAGCAAGGCAGAGUUUUGGGUAAGAUGCUCUGUAGAAUAAAGUCAAGGGCAUCUUUAAAAUGCAGCUGAAAAUGCGACAAAUCAUGGUACUAGUAACUUGUGGACUUACUAACACCGCCAGUAGAUAGUUAAUUUAGAUAUUAAAUGAAUGGACCCUAAGAUGAUGUCUUAGAAGAGUUUGGAGGGCUGAAAUCUGAAUACAAAGGUAUCGACAUACGAGUAUUGACCUUAAAAAUUAUGUGUAUCGUAAUAAAGCGCGGUGUACAUCAGUGUGGGAUAUGGUGUCUCAUUCUACAAAGUGCAUUUACCAAGUAAUAUGGCCGGUACUUCAUUAUAUAUUCUGGUUGUAACUUUUGUGAUAUCAUGCUGUCUUCAUCAUUUCUCAUACAAAGUGCAGGCAUUAUUUUGUUCAAUAAAUGUGUACAGUUGAAUUGAA
Lineus longissimus is the source of this 4929-nucleotide messenger RNA. RefSeq names its product chromo domain-containing protein cec-1-like. The record is from RefSeq and is a predicted model, not a curated record. The transcript is spliced from 6 exons. Gene Ontology annotation, molecular function: chromatin binding. NCBI's taxonomy places the organism in Eukaryota, Metazoa, Nemertea, Pilidiophora, Heteronemertea, Lineidae. Gene Ontology annotation, cellular component: chromatin; PRC1 complex. Gene Ontology annotation, biological process: negative regulation of transcription by RNA polymerase II. Bases 35 to 1120 code for a protein of 361 amino acids.